Pecten maximus is the source of this 7028-nucleotide messenger RNA. RefSeq lists its product as uncharacterized. Lineage: Eukaryota; Metazoa; Mollusca; Bivalvia; Pectinida; Pectinidae. Gene Ontology annotation, molecular function: RNA-DNA hybrid ribonuclease activity; metal ion binding; nucleic acid binding. The record is from RefSeq and is a predicted model, not a curated record. Bases 170 to 1252 code for a protein of 360 amino acids. The transcript has 2 exons.
GACCGCCGGCGGAAGGUACAGGAGAAUGUCUGGGAAGUGUUGACACAAUGUGUGGUGUUGGCUAAUUAUUAAGUAACACAUGUUAGUCAUCCGCCAAUUGAUGAAACAAUUUAAUAAUGAUGAAUGAAUUAUCGUUAAUUAACUCUCUCGUGUUGUUGGUAUUACAGGUAUGCCUAGGUCUAGCAAGCGUUUGAGGGGCAAGCAACACCCUUAUGCCCCUGCCACUACUGCGGUUGAAGUAGAGGAUUCAGUUCCAAUACAGAUGCAGACCCCUCUAGCACCAGUACAGACUCCAGUCCAAACUCAAUCAGCCCAGAGUUCGACAGUGCAGCCCACAGUCCAGCCUUCAGUUGUGGUGCCACACCAUCAGGCACCAUCAACACACACCUUUGAGCAGACAGAAGAUCAGCAUAAUCAGGCGGACAGUACUAUGACUAGACCAGGUAUAAACGUUACCAAUAUUGUUGACAAUGUCAUUGAUCUAUCUAACCCUUCGCCACUGCUUAGUGUGUGUGGUGAGUUAGGUGUUAAUGUUCCCUUGAACAUCAAGGAAAAAAUAUGGAAAGGGGAAUUUUUGGAUUUGGGCUUGUUGUUAGCAACUGACCCAGAUAAUUUUUCUCAACAGCCACUUAUUGUGAAAAAUGGAUCUCUUCAAUUAGGAAAUAUUAGCAAGCGCAAGAUUGGGUCUAUUUAUGAGUGGACCGACAGUUUCUUAGUAUUUGCUAGCAUAUUUUUGGCUAAAUACCCAGCGAGGACACAGGAACUUUUGAAAUACAUAAACACAGUUCGUUCAGCGCACACUUCUUUCGGGGGGUAUGGUUGGAAGAACUAUGAUAGUCAGUUUAGACUGCGUCAAGCGAGUGAUCCAUCUCGCUCAUGGGGGACUAUUGAUGCUGAGUUGUGGCUGACUUGUUUAGGUCAAUCAUCAUUUGGUGUGCAGCAAAAUAGGGGGGUCCAGAACUGGCCUACUAACAACCAGAAAGUUUGUUAUGCUUAUCAGAAAGGAGCUUGUCAGCGUUUCAAUUGCCAAUUUGAUCACUUGUGUAGUAGGUGUUGGGGUUCGCAUCCAAGCAUGAAUUGUUACAAAUCCGGCUUUGCCCAAAACCCAUUACGAGGCGCGGGUAAUAUGAAUUUCUCUCGUCCUCAAAACCCAGCGUCUAUUCACCCUCCCAAUCAGUCCAACCAGUUUCCUUUUCGACCAAGGAACCCACGACAAGGUUACUUUAACAGGACAAUUCGUCCCUCUAACUAAUCAGGUUGUUUGUUCAUUAGGAUUUAGCCCCAUUAAAGUGCCAGUUUUAAGACAAAAGAUUGAGUCAUAUCCAUUGAAGGAUGUAGCUAUGGAGUUGUCUGAUGGAUUCGAGAAUGGCUUUAGGCUUCACUACCAAGGUCCCAGACAGGCAUUUGAAUGUAAUAAUCUUCAGUCAGCAAGGUCUAACCCAGAUCAACUUGUAGAGAAGCUUAACUCUGAAAUUAAUCUUGGCCGUAUAGCAGGCCCUUUUAAGGUAAAACCUUUUUCUAAUCUUAGAAUUUCACCCAUAGGUUUGGUUCCAAAAAAGUCAGGGGGGUGGAGAAUGAUUACCAAUUUGUCUUACCCCAAGGACUUAAGUGUAAAUGAUUUCAUUAAUCCUGAUUUGGCAACAACAUCUUAUACAUCAUUUGAUAAAGCAAUAGAGAUGGUAUUGAAGUUGGGUAAAGGUGCAUUUUUAGGAAAAAAGGACAUUAAGUCAGCAUUUCGUCUCUUACCAAUUCACCCAGAUGACUUUGUAUUAUUGGGUAUGAAAUUUCAAGAUAAUUACUAUUUUGACAAGUGUUUACCUAUGGGUUGUAGUAUUUCUUGUUCACUGUUUGAAAAUUUUUCUACCUUCCUGGAAUGGCUGGUUAUUGAUGAAGCUGGGCAUGACACAGUCGAACAUUACUUAGAUGAUUUUUUGUUUGGAGGAGCAAAAUCUGAAACUGAGUCACUUGCAAGUUCAGGGGGUACUUGUCAAUUACUGAUGGACACUUUUGAUGGUCUAUGCUAUGAACUUGGUAUUCCAGUAGCUGAUGAAAAAACCGAAGGCCCAACUACUUGUUUGUCUUUUUGGGGUUUGGAAAUAGACACUAUUGAGAUGGUAGUUAGAGUUCCAUUACAAAAGGUGCAGGAGGUUAUUAGACUCAUAGAUCAGAUACUUCCAAAAGUCAAGGUCAGGUUGAAGGAGCUACAAUCUUUGGCAGGUAGUUUGGCAUUUUGUACAAGAGCUAUGCCUGGGGGAAGGGCAUUUUGUAGGAGGAUUUAUGGGGUGAUGUCCGGAGUAUCUGAGCCCCAUUAUUUUAUCCGUAUUACUAAAGGUGUUCGUGAGGACUUGCAGACUUGGUUGGAAUUUUUCAAGCACUUCAAUGGUAUCUGUUACAUUUCUGAAGCUAAUUGGUUAUCCAAUGCCGAUUUGCAAUUAUAUACGGAUAGCGCUGGGAAUGCUGGGCUCGGCUGUGGGGCAAUAUUAGGUAACCAGUGGUUUGUUUGGGCAUGGCCUAGUCAUUGGGCGUAUAGCGUCGUUAUUAGAGACAUCACCUUUUUAGAAUUAGUACCAAUAGCCUUAGCUAUUUGUGUUUGGGCAGAUUCGUUAAAGAAUAAAAAGGUGAUUUUUCACUGUGACAACUUAGCUUUAGUGAACAUUUUGAAUAACAAAACUUCAAAGUCAGAAAGAGUAAUGAAACUUUUAAGACCAUUGGUUAUUCUUGCCUUGCGAAAAAAUGUUCAGUUUAAGGCGAGACAUGUUCCUGGAGUUUGUAAUUCUGUAGCAGACGCUUUGUCUCGUUUUCAGUGGUGCAGAUUUCGUCGGCUAGCACCUUGUGCCUACCAACUACCAUGUACAAUUCCGCAGGAAUCAUGGGACAGUUUAAAGCUGAAUUCCAUUCUCUAAUUUCAGCAUCGCUAGCUGAUAACACUAAACUUGCAUAUGAAAACUCCAGACGGGUUUUUGAAGGUUUUUGUUUGCAGUUUGACUUAGAAGUUAUUUGGCCCCCUCCUUUGUCUCACUUAGUGAAUUUUGUUCUUUUUCUGUCUAGUAGAGAGUUAGCUCCAUCAACAGUCCGAGCUUAUAUUGCGGGUUUAAGUUUUUACUCCAGAUGUAGUUUAGGUAUUGAUAACACCAGUAAUUUUCUAAUUAAAAAAUUGCUAGAGGGCAUGAGGAGGUCGAGAGCAAAGCCCGAUAGUCGAGCUCCUAUUACAAUAGACAUGUUGCAAAAAAUGCCAGUAGCAUUAUCGCGGGUUUGUAGCUCCCAAUUUGAAGCUUCAUUGUUUUUAUCUGCCUUUUUGUUGGCAUUCUUCGGUUUACUGAGGGUAGGGGAGUUAGUAGUAUGUAAAAGAAAUGCGGGCAAGGUUCUUCAGAUCAGUGAUGUCAUACUUCGGCAAGAAGCAAUUGAUUUGAUUAUUCGUUUUUCUAAAACUGACCAAAUUGGUCGCUCUACAAAACUAGUUAUUUCAGAGUCCGGUACAAACCUUUGUCCAGUGAAUGCCCUAAAAAAGUUCUUGAGUAUUCGUCCGAAUAUUGGGGGCCCUUUGUACUGUCAUUUUAAUCAGGAUCCGGUCACCAGAUAUCAAUUCACAUCUGUUUUGCAAAAGGCAUUGAAUUUUGCAGGGUUUGACAUUUCUAAAUUCAAAACUCAUUCAUUCAGAAUAGGGGGGGCUACUCAUGCUGCUUUGCAAAGUCUGGAUGGUCAAGCUAUUCAGAGGCUGGGUAGGUGGAAAUUGGAUGUGUAUAAGAAAUAUGUGAGGAUAUCAGGAGGGGGGAGUUCAAUGGCUUAAGUACAUGCUAUAACUGUUUAACAUGUGCUAACAGUCAUUUAAAGUUUUCAGAUCCGGUCAAAAUCUUCAUUGUUGGUUCAUCAAUUGUGAAGCGUGCACAACAUCAUGCGCAACUCAGUCCAAUUGGGCAGCAUUUAGGUCUGUAUAGCAGUAGAGGAAUACAAGUAUUUUGGCGCGCUCAGGGGGGUUUGACAAUUGAUAAUUUAGUAUAUCAAGUGAAUGAACUGGCUCGAAUUUCAGGUACCCCUGAGGUAUUAGUGUUGCAUUGUGGCGGGAAUGACAUCGGCCAGGGUGCAAAUACAUGGGAGUUGUGUAACUUGAUUGUUGGAAAUUUGACACACCUACACGAAUCAUUUCCAAACACGCUCAUUGUUUGGUCUCAGAUUCUCCCAAGAUUUAACUGGCGGAAUUGGCCUGCCGAAUGUCACCAUUGGUGCGAAAAAGCUAGGGUGCGAGUUAAUAGAGCAGCAGUUUCAUAUAUUUUGAACCACUGUGGGGGUGCUUACAUCAGGUACCCAGCUUUGAAUUUAAAUGCUCCGCAUAUGUUUCGUUUGGAGGAUGGGGUGCACUUGUCAGAUCUAGGGAAUGAAGUAUUUUUAGAUACAAUUGCGAAGGCUCUUCAGUUCUUUCUUCAUUACAAUAAACGGAUUUUCCCCUUCUAACAAAUUUAAAAGAAUUCCAAAGCGACUAAAGGAAGUUAAAGUACUCAAAAUUAAAAGUUAAGGUAAACAAUUAAAGGCAACUUAACACAGUUAGGUAGUCAAGUUAAAAGUAAGUAAACAAAUAGUUAAUAUUGUCGAACACCCUCUCCCCCCACCCCCCAUACACUGCACGGCUGGUUUGUCGAUGUUCAGGGCGCCUCGCAUGUCCUGGCAUGUUGGCGGUGGCCUCCUUUACUUGUCGUGCAAGCCAAUGAGGCCAUUUGGCGGAACUUCGACAAACACUAAAGUUAUUGGGCCUGUUGGAGAACCUCAGGCAGUUAUUGGGCCUGUUGAUGAACCUCAGGCAAGUUAUUGGAUUGGGCCUGUUGGAGAACCUCAGGCAAGUUAUUGGAUUGGGCCUGUUGGAGAACCUCAGGCAAGUUAUCAGAGCAUAAAGAAUUAAAUAAUACUUUAUAAUUUAAAUAAGUAAAUAUUCAAGUUUAAAUUUAGCGGAAGUGAUGUCAUAUUAUUCCGGUUGUAAACCGGAAGUGGAAAUUUAAGAGUAAACUUGGUGACUAUAUUGAAAUUUGACACUAUUGUGAAAUUUGAGUCUUAAUGAUAUUGAUGUAUAAAAUUGGAUUUUGUAAAUUGGACAUUGCCAUUAUGCCUAUGAGGCGUGCAUGUCAAUAAAGCCGUGGCCUUGAAUUGUCUAUUUGCGAGUCUGUUAUCUUUUAUAAUUAGAUUUAUUCUCUAAUGAAUAAAUCAAUUUAUGAAAGUAGGACCGCCUUUGGGCUACUUAGGGGUUGUCUGUUAUAUUUUGGUGUUAAUCCUUUGAAAAUUACCGGAACAUAACUUUCAACAUCAGCCCGGAAAUACGUUUUCGCAUAGAGCAUGCGCACAAGUCUUUUCUGUCACGGCCUGAUCACAGUUAUCAACGAAAACCCUCCCUCCCUUCCCUUUUAUAAGUAUUUGUGUAUUUGUGGGUGUUUCGUGGACAUGCUGUUGCUCCCCUCUUUUUUGUUUAUUUUUUUUUCAGGUUCUUUCUCAUGAUCAGCUACAGAUGGGGGUACAAAUCAACGUUUGCACAAUUGGAAAAUUAUUCGUAGUCGGAACUCUUGACUUGUGAAUUUAUUCUUCUAGGAUUGUCUGCUGGUUACCCUCUGGCACAUAUUCGGUAUAUUGAUUGAUGGUUAAAGUGUUAUUUACACAAAUUCUCCAAGUUAAUUAUCGCGGAACUUCGACAAACACUAAAGUUAUUGGGCCUGUUGGAGAACCUCAGGCAGUUAUUGGGCCUGUUGAUGAACCUCAGGCAAGUUAUUGGAUUGGGCCUGUUGGAGAACCUCAGGCAAGUUAUUGGAUUGGGCCUGUUGGAGAACCUCAGGCAAGUUAUCAGAGCAUAAAGAAUUAAAUAAUACUUUAUAAUUUAAAUAAGUAAAUAUUCAAGUUUAAAUUUAGCGGAAGUGAUGUCAUAUUAUUCCGGUUGUAAACCGGAAGUGGAAAUUUAAGAGUAAACUUGGUGACUAUAUUGAAAUUUGACACUAUUGUGAAAUUUGAGUCUUAAUGAUAUUGAUGUAUAAAAUUGGAUUUUGUAAAUUGGACAUUGCCAUUAUGCCUAUGAGGCGUGCAUGUCAAUAAAGCCGUGGCCUUGAAUUGUCUAUUUGCGAGUCUGUUAUCUUUUAUAAUUAGAUUUAUUCUCUAAUGAAUAAAUCAAUUUAUGAAAGUAGGACCGCCUUUGGGCUACUUAGGGGUUGUCUGUUAUAUUUUGGUGUUAAUCCUUUGAAAAUUACCGGAACAUAACUUUCAACAUCAGCCCGGAAAUACGUUUUCGCAUAGAGCAUGCGCACAAGUCUUUUCUGUCACGGCCUGAUCACAGUUAUCAACGAAAACCCUCCCUCCCUUCCCUUUUAUAAGUAUUUGUGUAUUUGUGGGUGUUUCGUGGACAUGCUGUUGCUCCCCUCUUUUUUGUUUAUUUUUUUUUCAGGUUCUUUCUCAUGAUCAGCUACAGAUGGGGGUACAAAUCAACGUUUGCACAAUUGGAAAAUUAUUCGUAGUCGGAACUCUUGACUUGUGAAUUUAUUCUUCUAGGAUUGUCUGCUGGUUACCCUCUGGCACAUAUUCGGUAUAUUGAUUGAUGGUUAAAGUGUUAUUUACACAAAUUCUCCAAGUUAAUUAUCGCGGAACUUCGACAAACACUAAAGUUAUUGGGCCUGUUGGAGAACCUCAGGCAGUUAUUGGGCCUGUUGAUGAACCUCAGGCAAGUUAUUGGAUUGGGCCUGUUGGAGAACCUCAGGCAAGUUAUUGGAUUGGGCCUGUUGGAGAACCUCAGGCAAGUUAUCAGAGCAUAAAGAAUUAAAUAAUACUUUAUAAUUUAAAUAAGUAAAUAUUCAAGUUUAAAUUUAGCGGAAGUGAUGUCAUAUUAUUCCGGUUGUAAACCGGAAGUGGAAAUUUAAGAGUAAACUUGGUGACUAUAUUGAAAUUUGACACUAUUGUGAAAUUUGAGUCUUAAUGAUAUUGAUGUAUAAAAUUGGAUUUUGUAAAUUGGACAUUGCCAUUAUGCCUAUGAGGCGUGCAUGUCAAUAAAGCCGUGGCCUUGAAUUGUC